This is a messenger RNA of Rhodamnia argentea, 770 nucleotides long. Its product is annotated as probable protein phosphatase 2C 51. The transcript has 4 exons. The coding region runs from base 90 to 770 and encodes 226 amino acids. The record is from RefSeq and is a predicted model, not a curated record. NCBI's taxonomy places the organism in Eukaryota, Viridiplantae, Streptophyta, Magnoliopsida, Myrtales, Myrtaceae.
AUUCGAUUGUCUCCUUGAUGGGAACACACCGAUCCUCGAACGAUUCGUUCUCCCUCUAGUCCUUCCGUUUGGGCUUUGGCUCAAGCACGAUGAAGACGACUCCUGGCGAAGUGAAGCUCUAUACAGCGUUGCUGUUCCUUCUGGCAAGGUCGACCUGGCGUUCUCGCGGGGAAUCAUCGACGUGCUUGAUGGUGUAUAAGGAAGGCGGAGCGCCAGCCGUCUUCCAGUCCCCGAAAUGCCCCCGCUGGAAGCUUCCGGACCACGCUUCCUCCCACCCACGCGCCACCGCCGCCGCCACGCGCUGCCAUGUCGCGAUGCUUCAGGGCCGUCGGAAGUAUCAGGAGGAUCGCGCCUUCUGCGCUGUCGAUGUCCUCAUUCCUUUCCCCGGUAAAUCAGGGCUUGAGGAGGUUACUGUUGGAAUCAUAGCAGUCUUUGACGGACACAAUGGAGCAGAAGCUAGUGAGAUGGCUUCAAAACUUUUAUUUGAAUACUUUGUCUUGCAUACUUAUUUUCUUUUGGAUUCAACGUAUUCCAUUGCGUUGAAGAAGUUUGCUGGAAGAUUGGUAGAGAACGGAGAGCCUGAGGUGGCUUUUCAAGUUCUUAAUUGGGCGGAAGAGUUAAGUCAGCAAGAGCCAGAUCUUUUCAGAUUUAAGGUCUUGUCACCAAUGGGCAUGAAUAAUUAUCCUAGUCACUUGGAUGUUUUGAAAGAAGCACUGUUGAGAGCAAUUCGGGAUAUAGAUGCAAAAUUUUCUAAGUUUUUUUUUUUCUGA